AUGCGGUUUGGGAAAACCCUCCGUGCUGCGGUGUACCCUCCCUGGAAAGGGAAGUACAUUGACUACACCAAGCUUAAGACCUUGCUGAGAGAGAAUGAUGUCACCCGGAACGGAGAAGACGCCAGUGAUUCCGAUGAUGAUCAAUGGACUGAGCAAGAUGAGGAAGCCUUCGUGCAGGAACUGCUCAAUGUUGAACUGGAUAAGGUAAAUUCUUUUCAAGCAGAAACAUCGCAGCAACUCCGAGAACGGACAACGGCAUGUGAAGUUAAACUUCGACCAUUGGCAUCUACUCCGGAGCAAGAAACGCCUGUCCUCGAUGAACAAAAGAAAAGGGCUAUUGCCUCAGAAGUUCUACAAGAACUCGAUAACAUCACCAAGGAAGUUAGUGCCUUGGAAAAGUACAGCCGAAUCAAUUUCACUGGUUUCCUUAAGGCUGCAAAGAAGCAUGAUCGCAAACGAGGUGCUCGGUACCGGGUGAAGCCUUUGCUCCAAGUGCGACUGUCGCAACUGCCAUUCAACUCGGAGGACUAUUCGCCGUUGGUCCAUCGGCUCUCGGUGAUGUACUCCUUUGUUCGAGAGACCCUCAGCCAUGACAUUGUGCAACCAAGGGAGACAGAGCAUGGAUUUGGCCGUGAGACUUAUUCAUCUUACAAAUUCUGGGUUCAUUCAGACAACGUUUUGGAGGUCAAGACCCACAUCCUUCGCCGAUUGCCGGUUCUUAUCUACAGGCCGGGAACUUCCAAGGACCUCGAUACCAUCACUGAAGACCCUACCAUUACGUCCCUCUAUUUCGAUUCCCCUCAGUUUGAUCUCUACAAUCAAAAGGUCGCACGAGCACCCGAAGCCGGUUCUUUGCGACUGCGUUGGACGGGAUCACUGAAAGACAAACCUACCAUCUCAUUGGAAAAGAAGAUUGUCACCGACGACGACGAAAGCCGACAAGUCAAGGUACAGCUCAAAGACAAGCACAUUAGGGAAUUCUUGGACGGCGAAUAUCGCUUCGAUAAAAAGCUCCAUCGCAUGGAGGAUUCAAACAAUGGCGAGUCGGCGGCCGCCGCCGAGGCCUUGAAAAAGGACGUGGAUGAGCUGCAGUCAUUCAUCAAGGACAAUGACCUGCAACCCAUGCUCCGGGCCAACUACACGCGCACCGCCUUUCAAAUUCCUGGCAAUGAUCGCAUUCGUAUUUCCCUCGAUACCAACCUUGCGCUCAUUCGGGAAGAUUCCCUCGACGGCGAGCGUCCAUGUCGCGACCCAGCUGAGUGGCACCGUACCGACUUGGACAAUGCCGACAUGACUUAUCCCUUUAACGCUGUCAGGACUGGAGAGAUCACUCGCUUCCCUCACGCUUUGCUCGAGAUCCAGCUUCGAGGCAAGGCCCAUAACACCGAGUGGGUCAAGGACCUGAUGGUCUCCCACCUUGUCAAGGAUGCUCCCCGCUUCUCCAAGUUCGUCCACGGCGUUGCCUCACUAUUUGAAGACUAUGUCAACAGCUUCCCCUUCUGGCUUGGUGAACUUGAAAGUGAUAUUCGCCGUGAUCCGGAAACCGCAUUCCACGAGGAGCAAGAGCGACUUGCUCGACGAGCGGAGGAGAACAUAGCAGUGGGAAGUUUCAUGGGAGACGCGCGCAGCCCAAGCGUUCGCCCACAAAUCGGGUCACCUUACCACCCAUACUCUAAUACAGGCUCUCCCUCGGCCAUACGGAGAUCCUCGGCAGUCAUCGAACCUGCUGCCCGGCCUUCGCGUCCAUCCAUCCCAGAGCCCCAGCGCCGUGAUACCGAACCCGCUCCCGAACCAGAGGAAGAAGAACCCGAGCCGCCCACUCGCCUUGAGUCCAUCUUUGAAUUCUUUGGGCUAUCUCCUCAGCGCUGGCUUGGGGAAUCGGUCUCCCUACCGCCUGGCGUUCGACACCCCGGCGUCUGGAUCAAAGAUGCGGGACCCGUUCGGGUGGAAAGUAAGGUUUACCUUGCCAACCAGCGAACAUUCAUCAAAUGGCUUCACAUCAGUAUCCUUCUGUCGAGUUUGUCCCUAGGCCUCUACAAUGCUGCUGGCAAGCACAACCAGGUAGCCCAGGCACUGGCUAUUGUCUACACCUUCUUCGCCAUCUUCGCCGCAGUCUGGGGAUGGUUCAUAUACGAGAAACGGGCCCGUCUCAUCCGCCAGCGGAGUGGAAAGGACCUAGACAACAUGCUCGGUCCUAUCGUAGUCUGCAUCGGUUUGGCAAUUGCCUUGGUCCUGAACUUUGUCUUCAAGUAUUCCUCGGCACUCAGUCAAGGCCGCAACCACCCGCUUCCUAAUGUGCCGGUUCACUCUAACUCAUCGGCUGUUUUCGACAGUAGCUCGGGAGGUUCGUGGAGUAACUUGAACCAGGCCCAGCAGGUUUUGUGA
Penicillium verrucosum is the source of this 2385-nucleotide messenger RNA. Its product is annotated as SPX domain protein. Lineage: Eukaryota; Fungi; Ascomycota; Eurotiomycetes; Eurotiales; Aspergillaceae. The record is from RefSeq and is a predicted model, not a curated record. The transcript is spliced from 2 exons. Gene Ontology annotation, cellular component: fungal-type vacuole membrane; vacuolar transporter chaperone complex. The coding region runs from base 1 to 2385 and encodes 794 amino acids.